Molecule: messenger RNA, 2475 nt
Organism: Candida dubliniensis CD36
Lineage: Eukaryota; Fungi; Ascomycota; Pichiomycetes; Serinales; Debaryomycetaceae
Exons: 1
Coding region: 1-2475 (824 amino acids)
Molecular function (GO): protein binding
Source: RefSeq, a predicted model, not a curated record
AUGUCUGAUAAUUAUCGUCUAUCUUUAGAUUCGUUAUUACCAAUCGAGAUUAUAUAUCAAAUAUUACACUAUGCGGGUAUUGAAAAUUUAGUUCAAUUAUUGCCCACACCAGCGUGUGCUUAUCAUGAAUGCUUCUUUAUCCAGAACAAUCCCAAUAUAAAGCGAGCUAUUGAUAAUUUAAUUGUUGCCAGCAAUAUAACUUUCAACAAUCGAUUAGUUCAAUGUUCAUUGAUUCAUAUAUACCUAAGAACACGAUCGUAUUUACAGAAACACAACCUCCGGUUCUUGCCAUCAAAACAAUCAACUUUACAAUUACUUUCAUAUUGUCAAUCACAAAAUAUCUCCAUCAUAAUAACCAUAAGUUAUUAUGUAUCGACAUUCUCUGACUUAUGGGAUUUUAUAGAAUUAUUGAAGAGUCAACACCAAACUGAUAGUCUUAUAAGAUACAAUUUGGAAUUAGAGAUCAUCCCGGGAUUUCUAUAUAAUUUCAAUUUGAAUUAUGUUUUUGAUCAAAUUGCCGAUUCAAUUGGUCCAUUAGUUGAAACAAUAAUGGUUUACAAUUAUAGUGGAUCAUUUAUUUUCAAAAAUGAGAAUUUCCCAUAUCUCAAAAAUUUAUGGUUUGAAGAUAGCAAUAUUAAAUUCAAUUCUAAUUUGCCAUCAACAAUAAAAUUAUUACAUUUAUACCCAAAUAGAUUUGGAUGGAAUAAUAAUGAACCAAUUAUCAUAAAGCAUCAACUACCGUAUCAACUUGAAAAAUUGAAUAUCGGCAAUUGUACUAUCAAGAAUCAAGCCACCAUUAACAAUCUUGAUAAUUUAUCAUCGAUAACACUUUAUAUGGUGAAAGAUUCAAGUACCAACAGUAGUGGCCAGUAUAUAAAACAACUUGUGACAAACAAUUUGGUUAAUAAAAAACUAAACAGCUUAAAAGUUGAUUUUAUAUGGGAUUCACAAAGAAAUCUACUUCAUCUACCACAAUUACUAUUACCAAACAAUGAUAAUGACAGUGACAAUGAGAGAAAAUUUACUUGUGAAAAAUCAAUGAAAAAUUUGCAAACUUUAUCAGUUACUAACUAUAUACCUACUGGUGUUUCUAAUUGGAAGAAUUUAACCAGUUUAAAAAUUCUGAGGAUCAAUAACCCUCAAAUUUUUGAAAAUUGUGGCAAGUUUCCUGAUAGUUUACAAAAUUUGAAGUUACCUAAUAAUAACAUUAAGGACUUAUCAGUGAUUGACAGAUUAAUUGAUCCCACAAAUGUUGCAAAUACUAGGUUGAAAUAUUUAAGUUUUUCCGAUAAUCCCAUUGAUUGGAACUUAUAUAUCCCCAACUUCACUCGAUUUACAAGAUUGAAAUAUUUCAAACUAUCCAAUACUCAAAUUGGUAAGAAUUUCCAUAAAUUAAACUAUCCUGAUUCCGUUGAAGAAUUAUCAUUAGAAGUCAAUCAAAUAUCAAGUAUUGAAGGAAUCAAAUUUCCCAAAAAUUUAAAAAAUUUAGGAAUUGGAUCAAAUUGGAUUAAAAAGAUAUAUCGACCUCAUCUCCCAUAUACUAUUGAAACAAUUCAUUUGACUGAAAAUAAGCUUACUCAAGUUGAUUUGAGUUGUAAUAAUCAAGGACAAAAAUUAUUAAUUGAAAUUUUAUAUCUAAAUUUCAAUCCAUUGUCAAAUUUCAAGCAAAUUAAACUACCUAAGCAUUUGAAAAUUUUGAAUAUGGACAAUUGUAAAUUUAAAAGUAUAUCAAAUAUAGAGUUUUGUUCAUCUUUAGUUGAAUUGAGCUUUAAUGGUUGCGAGUUAUUUCGAUUUGAAAAUGUCUCAUGGUCUGAAGAAGAACGAGAAGAAGAAGAAGAAGAAGAAGAAAAUGACAGAAGCCAAUUGUCAUCGCCAGGGUUAAAGUACUUAAAUUUAUCACAAAAUGAAUUGACUCAUUUAAAUGCACGGUUCCCGUCAACCCUUCAAGUACUAAAUUUGUCAAUGAAUAAAUUGAGCAAUUUGACCGGCCCCUUAGCAUCAACACUCCAAGAUUUGGAUCAAUUACAGGUGUUGAAUUUAUCCAGUAAUCAAUUUCAGAAAUUCCAAAUACAUUUCAAUUCAACCAAUUUAAAAGUGCUAGACUUAUCAUUUAAUUCACUUAAGUCAAUUAAUCUAACUUUCCCGAAAAAUACUAUUACUAAACUUCAGACGUUGAAUUUAUGUCUGAAUAAAUUAACAUUUGUAAAUGAUAUUAUGAUUGGUCAUAAUAAGAACUUGACUCAACAUGAAAACCUAAUUGAAAUUGAUUUGACUAAUAAUAAAAUUAAAUCAAUCAACAAUAACGAUAAUGGAGGGAUCCUUCAAUUGUCUCAUUUCCCUCAGUCAUUGAAAUGUUUUUUCAUUGGUCAUGCUGGUCAACAAGAUCGAUUCGGUUAUGAUAUGGCAAAAAAUGUUAUAAUUGACAAGGAUAGUAAUAAUGGGUUAUGUAAAACCAAAAGAAUAGAUAUUCCAUAA